Molecule: messenger RNA, 1251 nt
Organism: Phaeodactylum tricornutum CCAP 1055/1
Lineage: Eukaryota; Bacillariophyta; Bacillariophyceae; Surirellales; Neidiaceae
Exons: 3
Coding region: 1-1251 (416 amino acids)
Source: RefSeq, a predicted model, not a curated record
AUGGCGAGUCGCCGUCUGCCUCGCGCAUUGACGACGUUGACGAUUUUUUUGGGAGGCCUCUAUUUAGGAAAUUUGCAGCAUCAACUGACAUCACGUCAGGAAGCUCCCGUGACGGCUCUGGGCGGCCCGGCAUUGCCUUUGUCUUUCUCGGGAGCAAGCGUUCCACACUACGAAUCCGCACAUGCAUCCUUUCUUUGGAAUACUCGUUUGAAAUCGAUUCACGCGGCUUCCCAGCUCAAAGUGAACGACCCCCGCUACUAUUUUUCCGAUUUUACGGCCCAACUCUUGGCCAUUGUUGCACCGCGAUUGUCCCGGUCCUCCGGUCACGAUGCCGAUGGUGUGACUGUCCAGUAUUUGCUCGAUCGGAUACAGGCUCGGUACGAAUACUUACACGCUCAAGGGCCGAUUGCGGAGCCCGUCAAAAUCGUCGUCCUUGGAGGCAGCGUUUUGGUGGGACGCAACUGCCGCAAGCUCUGCAAGGAUCUGGGGUUGCAACUGCGCAUGCCUCAACGCGAAUGCACCUGGGCUCAUCGACUAGGAGUCUUCCUGAACGUCCUGGUACCUGACAUCUUUCGCGUCACCAAAAUUGCCAUGGGCGGGACCAAUACGGCGGUCGGCACGACCAUUUGGAAGUACGAUUUGUUGCCACCCGAAGCGCGUCAACCCGACGUUGUCAUCAACGCCUACAGUACCAACGAUAUGCACAUCCUCACGGCGUUGGAAGCAUCCUCCGGUAACCAAACGCUACGGGAUCGCGUUUUUGUCAUGCUCCAAGACUUUGCGCGGGAAGUCCUGGUACCGCCGCCAUUGGCGUGCACCAACGCGCCUCCACCGCCACUUUUUCUCCACGUGGACGACUACCUCGGCAACGAGCAACGCGCAAUUCUGGCCACGACCGAGCUGCGACAGAGCGUGGAUGUACUAGCGGCGUACUACAUUUUUCCUACCGUCUCCUACGCAGACGUAAUCCGGGAUUUGGUAUACGGUGAUACGGCGGAAUCGUGGUUUUCUCCCGAAGGCUGGUACGUCAAGGGUAUGUCAGGGAUGCAGCGGGAGAUUCACCCCGGAAUGGGUAUGCACAUUGUUAUGGUCUGGGUGAUUGCCUUUAACCUGUUGCACGUCACUGUUGGCUCGGGACGUGCCAUUGCAGAAUGGGCCGUACACGAAUGUUCGCGGCAAGCCAAACCGUCUUCCCGAAAGCUUGCCACCCCCGUUGACGUCCAACACAACUCUAGAGACAAUAUCGAUUGA